Molecule: messenger RNA, 1512 nt
Organism: Colletotrichum navitas
Lineage: Eukaryota; Fungi; Ascomycota; Sordariomycetes; Glomerellales; Glomerellaceae
Exons: 2
Coding region: 1-1512 (503 amino acids)
Source: RefSeq, a predicted model, not a curated record
AUGCCUCUCAAGAAGUCGUAUUCGGAGCAUGUUGGCUUGCCGUCAAAGAACCGCUCGUGGCAACGCUCCAAAAGCAAUCCAGUUAACGCCCAAAUAUCACGACCUCUCGCCCCCGUAUCCGAAAAAACAAAGAGCAAGUUGAACCAAUUCCAGUUCCAGUCCGCCAAGGCCUCGGACCAAGAAAAUGGCAGCGGAAACGAAGAUGGCAUCCGACAGACUCGAGAUGACAUCGCCAUCACACCGACAACAAAGUUGAGCUGGCACGACCUGAUGGAGUCGAACGCGCCCAAGCAAGACGACACGCAGAUAUCGCCCAGCGAGCGGGUUCUAUGGAAUAACGAACGAGACAAGAACAAUCGGAGCUACGCCGCCGCCCUCUCUCCCAUGAUGCCCCGGAAGGGCCGCAAGAGAGCUAGAAGCUCAUCACCCAUAUCCUCCCCUACACCACACGAGCAACCUGUCACGCCGGCGGUUAAUGUGAAGAAGCUCAGCGAAGCAUUCAAGUCACCACGCGCAGACCCAACCCUGGAGCUCUGGGAUCGCUUCUCGCUCACCAGUAAUGGCAAUGUAACACCUCUAGGUAUCACAAACCCGACUCUCGCCAAUUUGAUGUUUUCUUCAUCUCCGCGAAAUCCCAAAAACGCAAACCCCUCUGCGGGCGACAGUGGCUUGCGGAGAGCCAUAAGUUGCGGUCUGAACUGGCCCAAGAGAAGAAGAGUCGACCGUUCGGAUACGCCAUCUUUGACCAGCACGUUGACCCGGGAGACGACCGACAGCUCAAAGAAUUCGCUCGUAACGGCGCUUCUAGAUACCGUCACAGGUAGCAUGCACGAAAACAGCCCGCCUCAGGAGUCGGAACCGUCUGUGGACCGUGAGGACGAAUCUCCGUCUCUCAAAAAAAGAAAGACGGCUACAAUGAGGCCACCAACCCUCUCGCCUUCACGAAAGCCACUUGGGGUCAUGAAGUUACCUCAUUCUGGCAACACCCUUGAGCCCAGUGUCGCACAAGAUUUAGGACUUGGCUCGAAAGGGAAUAUGGCCCCGGUCGAGUCCGAUUAUGGGGAUGUUGACUUUGACGAGUUCGACGAGUUCGACGACGACACGUUUCUUGAGAUUGAGGCCAGUAUUAGCCUUUCAAAUCCGAAACAAGAUGCCAGGCAGAGUACGCCUACUCCUGCACCUCCUGCUCAACCUGUACAGGCUGUUCAACAAGAUGAUGUCAACUUGGACGACGAAUUUGGCGAUUUGGACGACGACAUCUUUGAAGCUGCAGAGACUAUUAUGGAGAGCGCGGAAGUGAACGCCGCAUCCCAGGCGCCAACGAGCACAAGACAUGCUGCUGCGGGAACCGUCAGCGUCCCUCAGCAAGAUGACCUGGAGGAUGUCUUUGGAGACGACUUUGGCGGAGACUUCGACUUCGACGCGGCAGAACUCGCCGCGACGCAAUCGGCCCAAAUACCCCACGAGUCGUCUACAACAGCUGUACGUCCCAACCAACGGCUGCCACGGUAG